CCUCUCUCUUUCCAUCUCUGUUUUAAAAGACAUGCUCAUUUAAAUACAUUUUUAAAAUAAUCACCUUAAAAAUAUUUUAUACUUUUAGUAUUGUUUUGUAUCAAUUAUUUUCCAUUUUAUUACAUGUUAAUUUGACCUUAAAAUGUACUUGUUUUAAUUCAAAUUUCAUGUAAUAGCUUACAAAAAUAUCUUACAGUAAUUUAUUUAUUUAAUUUACAAAAAGGCACCUAUCAUGCAUAUAUAGUCGUAAUAGUCGCCAUGAUGAUUUGUACAAAGGUUGCAUAGGUACUAGGGGUGUAAAUCGCGGGUUUUGUCACGAUACGAUAUCAUAUCGAUACAAAGAACUACGAUACGAUAUUUGCCGAUAUCUUAAAGCCUGCUGCGAUUCAUUCACGAUAUAUCACGAUAUAGUGCUCUACGUACGAUCGAUUUUUUUUUUUUUUUUUAAUAAAAAAUAUAGAACAAUAUCCUGAUUUAUAACAAUUCAUACGCAAAAUCAACAGGGUACUCCAAACUCUUUAUUUAGGAAAUUACAAGAGUAUUGUAGUAUACAAAGUGCUUACUUUAACACUGAAUUUUGAUGUCGUGUUUUUUCUUGCGGCGAGAUUUGUGCUCCCUGAAUAUUUGAUCACCGCAUGGCAGGAUUUACAAACUGCACGUGUCUUGUUGAGUCAUCUUUUCUUUGGAAUCCAAAGUGCUUCCAAAGAAUGACUUGAAGCCUAAAGGGGAGGGAAUUUCCUCAUCUUUUUGAACACUAGCCAUAGUGUUAGGGUGCUGCUCACUCUAACUUAUUUUGCAAGAACCACACUGCAAACCCUAACACAUAGCACCAGCCCAGGAGCCGCGUACUAGUUGUCGACUCCCCUUUCACGUGCCUGCUCUGCUCACAACACAACGCUGCCGCGCACUGCUCCCGGAAAGAGGAAGCAAGCAACAAUGAACUGGAUUUCAAAAUAAAGUCGCGUCUAAUGUCCAAGGUCAAACACGGCGAUAUAAAUCGAUGUUUACGUUUAGCAUCGAUGCCAAUAAAUCGUAGAGCAUUAUAUCGAUUAAUCGAUGUGUAUCGAUGAAUCGUUACACCCCUAAUAGGUACACUUUUGACAGUGUCUACAUUAUGCGUACUGCACUACUGAGGUGGGGGGGGGGGGUCUCCGUGUGUGCGUGGAGUGAAGGGGAAACCCAUAACGACCCACUUCCUCUCAUCUCCUUGGCAACAACAAUUUUCAAAGAAGUCCCAAGAGGAACGUGAAUGGCAGCCAAGCAAGCGCUGGACGCCUUGAUGGAUUGUUCGCUGCUUUCGGCUCAGUGAGCGGCCAUAGGAUUACCUCCUGGAGUGGACUUUUUCUUUGGAUUUUUCUUUGUGAUGAUAAAUAUGAAGAGUGGGAUUUUCACAGAAAAUUGAGCUCUUCUUACCCAACGUGAAGAAACUCACCUGCAGUGUCGCCCCUAACGACCGGCGUGACCAGUUUCAGCAAGAUUCAGCACGUUACGUAAACGCAGUGGGCGGAUGAGGAUGGCAACGAGGUGUCCUUGGAGUGGAUGCUAAUAAGGCCCUCCAACACGCCGCUGCUUCUAAGAAGAGCAGCUUGUUGGUCGCCGCUCAGUCUCCACGAGCACCGGGACCAGCCUCUUCAGGGAGACCAAGAGGAGGCAGCCGGCGAGGGAACGAGCCGCACCGGACUGCUUGCUGGACUCCUCUCGGCUGGCCGAGACAUGAGCCUUUCCCGCUGAUUGUAAUUGAUGCAGAACUGAGAGGUCCAGUGACUGUCCUUUUUGCCGUUUACCCCCCAACCCUCCCCUCAUUUUGCGUCCCCAUUCUGCUCGGUCUGUGAGGAGCCAUGACAAAGUCGUACGAGUUCAAUUGGCAGAAGCAUGUGCCCGAGUUCAUGCAACAUGGCGCCCCCUUUGACAGAUUUGAUGAGGACCCGUACAUCUUUGAGCCCAAUUGCCAGGUGAAGGUGGAUGAGUAUGGCUUCUUCAUCAGCUGGAAAAGUGAAGGAAAGGAGGGCCAGGCACUGGAGUGCUCCCUCAUCAACAGCAUCCGCGUCGGCGCCGUCCCCAAGGACCCGAAGAUCUUGUCGUCGUUCGAGGCCGCGGGCAAGACGGAGGCGGACCUGGAGGGCUGCAUCAUCUGCAUCUGCAGCGGCGCCGACCUGGUCAACCUCAGCUUCAUGUUCAUGGUGGCGGAGAACCCGGACAUGGCCAGGAAAUGGACGGAGGGGUUGAGGUCGGUGAUUCACAACUUCAAGGCCAACAACGUGUGUCCCAUGACUUGCUUAAAAAAGCACUGGAUGAAAAUGUGCGUCCUGACUAAUGUCAAUGGCAAGAUUCCCGUGAGAGGGAUUACACGGACGUUUGCAUCAGGCAAGACUGAGAAGGGCAUCUUUCAAGCCCUGAAGGAUUUGGGCCUUCCAAGCGGCAAGAAUGACGAGAUCGAACCGUCGGUCUUCACCUUCGACAUUUUCUACGCGCUCACGCAGAAGAUCUGCCCUCGCACGGACUUAGAGGACCUCUUCAAGAAGAUCAAUGGAAGCAAAAGUGAUUAUUUAACAGUAGACCAGUUAGUCAGCUUUCUCAAUGAAAAUCAGCGGGACCCCCGUCUCAAUGAGAUCCUCUUCCCGUUUUAUGAUCCCAAAAGAACCACACAGAUCAUCGAGAAAUACGAACGAGAUGAAGGGCUUAAGAAGAAAGGGCUCAUGUCCAGCGAUGGUUUCUGCCGCUACCUGAUGUCGGACGAGAAUGCACCGGUGUUCCUGGACCGCCUGGAGCUUUACCAGGACAUGGACCAGCCGCUGGCCCACUACUUCAUUAGCUCGUCCCACAACUCCUACCUGACGGGUCGGCAGUUUGGCGGCAAGUCGUCGGUGGAGAUGUAUCGCCAGGCCCUGCUCUCAGGAUGCAGGUGCGUGGAGCUGGACUGCUGGGAUGGCAAAGGAGAGGACCAGGAGCCCAUCAUCACUCAUGGCAAGGCCAUGUGCACUGACAUCCUGUUCAAGGAUGUAAUCCAAGCCAUCAAGGACACGGCCUUCGUCACCACAGAGUUUCCUGUUAUUUUAUCCUUUGAGAACCACUGCAGUAAACCACAACAGUACAAAAUGGCCAAGUAUUGCGAGGAGAUUUUUGGCGAAUUUCUCCAGAAGCAGCCGCUGGAUAACUUUCCGAUCGAGUCCGGUCGCCCCUUACCCUCGCCAAAUGAUCUCAAACGAAAAAUCCUCAUCAAAAACAAGCGCUUGAAACCGGAAGUGGAGCAGAAGCAACUGGAGGCCUUCAAGAAGCACAUGGAGGCAGGAGAGACCAACACCACGGCCAUCAUCAUGGGAGAGGAGAACGAGGACGAAGCGGAGAACGGAGAAAAGGAGCCCGAAGAUAAGGACGUGACCUCGGAGGCGCCCAGCAGCCUUUCGGAGGCGCCAAGUGACAAAGAGGCCAACAGUGACUCUCAAGCUAACGCUCUGAGCACCAAGAAAGUGGAGGAGCGCAGCAACAGUAUCAAAAAGGUGCCCGACGACGAGACCACGGAAGUAUCCGAAGCUACGGAAGCAGCCGACGCCACAGAUAUCUCGGAGGCGUCCGACCCUGACAACAACAAAAAGGAGGGUUCUGAGGACUUGGAGGAAGCUCUGAUCGCGCAGUACACCUACGUGGGCGCCACCACCAACAUCCACCCGUACCUCUCCGCUAUGGUCAACUACGCCCAGCCCGUCAAGUUCCAGAGUUUUGAUGUGGCCGAGGACAAAAACAUCCACCACAACAUGUCGUCUUUCAACGAGUCUGUGGGCCUCGGCUACUUGAAGACCAACGCCAUCGAGUUUGUCAACUACAACAAGCGUCAGAUGAGCCGUAUCUACCCCAAAGGGGGCCGAGUGGACUCCAGUAAUUACAUGCCUCAGAUCUUCUGGAACGCCGGCUGCCAGAUGGUCUCGCUCAACUUCCAGACCCCAGAUUUGUCCAUGCAGCUGAAUCAGGGAAAGUUUGAGUACAACGGAUGCUGCGGGUACCUGCUGAAGCCCGAUUUCAUGCGGCGGUCCGACCGAACAUUUGAUCCCUUCUCGGAGACGCCGGUGGACGGCGUCAUCGCCGCCACAUGCAGUGUGCAGGUGUUCUCCGGCCAGUUUCUGUCGGACAAGAAGAUCGGCACGUACGUGGAGGUGGACAUGUACGGCCUGCCGACCGACACCAUCCGCAAAGAGUUCCGCACGCGCAUGGUGAUGAACAACGGACUCAACCCCGCCUACAAUGAGGAACCCUUCGUAUUUAGAAAGGUGAUCCUGCCGGAUCUGGCGGUGCUGCGCCUGGCCGUGUACGACGACAACAACAAGCUGAUCGGCCAGCGUAUCCUGCCGCUGGACGGCCUGCAGGCCGGCUACCGUCACAUCUCGCUGCGGAACGAGGGCAACAAACCCCUCUCGCUGCCCACCAUCUUCUGCCAGAUCAUCCUCAAAACUUACGUGCCCGACGGCUUUGGGGCGAUCGUGGACGCUCUGUCCGACCCGAAGAAAUUUCUGACCAUCGCGGAGAAAAGAGCCGAUCAGAUGAAAGCCCUCGGCAUUGACACGAACGACAUCGCCGACGUCCCGAGCGGAAGCUCCAAGAACGACAAGAAGGGAAAAGGCCGAGGGGAUACGGUGAAGGCCAGCGUGAUGCCUCAGAGCAGCUCGGACGUUGCUCAUACCUCCAACGCCGCCCAGAACAACACGGCAGAGACCAAGAAAGCAGAUAACACACUGGUACCCAAUGUCAGCAUUGAAGACUUAAAGCAAAUGAAGACGUACAUUAAGCUCCUAAAAAAGCAACAAAAGGAGUUGAGCGCAUUAAAGAAGAAGCACUUGAAGGAUCAAAAUGCGAUGCAGAAAUCGCACGGCACGCAGGUGGACAAGAUGUUGUCGGCGCACGACAAGGAAAAGAGCACGCUGGAGAAACUGCUGGAGAAAGCCAUCAAGAAACGAGGGGAAAACAACUGCCAAGAUUUGAAGAAAGAAACCGAAGACAAGAUCCAAACGCUGGUCAACGAUCACAAAGCUAAGGUGAAGGACACAACGGCGCAGCACACCAAGGAAUGGUCGGAGCUGAUCAGCGGCCACAGCAGCGAAGAGCAGGCGAUGAAGGACGCCCACGUCACGCAGCAGUGCCAACACCUCAAGAAGCUGCUGAGUAGCAUGCAGGAGCAGCAGACCGGCCAGCUCAAACUCAUACACGAGCGGCAGAGCAAAGAGAUGCGAGCCAACCAGGCCAAGAUGUCCAUGGAGAACAGCAAAGCCAUCAGCCAGGACAAGAGCAUCAAAAACAAGGCAGAGAGGGAAAGGAGAGUGCGAGAGCUGAACAGCAGCAACACCAAAAAGUUCAUGGAUGAGAGGAAGAGGUUGGCCAUGAAGCACCAGAAGGAAAUGGAGCAGCUGGAGAAGAACCAGAAAGAGCAAGUGGAGAAACUGGACAAGUUCAAUGAGCAGCUUUUGGCAUCACACCAUGCAAACAAACAAAAAGGCAAAGGACAUGCAGCAGAUGGCCAAGUUGGAGGAGGGGAUGGAGUUCAGACCUCCCACGGUGGUGUGAGCGUCUGACACGCGCGCACACACACACAGACGCCAAAACUCAGCGCCCCCACACAAACAGACACAAUGUAGCCCCUCCCCCCCCCCUUACAAACACCAUUUAGCUUUGGAACUGUGCACAUAAACACUUUGUUUGUAUGUGACAUGAUUGGAAUGUAGCACUGUUUGUACAAUCACACUUGAUUUCUAACGCAAAGGUGUUUUCUAAAAUGUUGUUGAAGUAGUAUUGUGGGGAAACAAAAUGCCCACAUUAGUGAUGCGAUGAAAACUCAUCAGGGUGUUUUGCACCAUCAGUGAUGCUCCCAAAGUAAAUUGAUUCUGAUAUUUUCAUUAACCACUUCCAUACAAUUGUGUAGCCAAAAAAAGGAUAGUGAUGAAUAUUAUUCCAUCCAAUUGUAUGGAAGCGUUAAAAAAAAAGUAGUAAUAUUUUACUGCCCCCAAAAAAAAGCUAUUGUGUUGUCUGAAAUGUUUACAUUUUAAUAUGUUUUAUUGACCCCCCCCUCUUUAAAAUCACCCGAACUGGUUUUAGCAGGUAAACUAGGGGUGGGCAAAGUCUGUUCUUUUAUUUAAACAUUCAGAUUUGAUUAUCAAGACUUUUGUGGCGUUCACAUAGCUGCCCCUCCAACGCAGUUAAUAUUAAUGUAUUUAUUUAGAGUUAUUAUUCAAUUUUAUUUAUUCACCACAUUAAACAACUUCUUAAUUGAAUAUUUUAAAGUCAUUUUUAUAUACAUAGAUAGAAUACAAAAUAUUUCCAUUCACAUUUUAAUUUUUCUUUAUUUAAAAAAAACAUUAUCUACACAUGAGCUAACAACACCCAGCCAUUUUUAAAAUCUAAGGUGUCUCUAAAGGACUAAAGUUUGCUCACCCCUAACGUGAUUCAAUACUCAAGCAGUGAUGGAAAAAAGAAAUCUGCAAAAUAAAAUCACCACCAAAUUGCUAGUCUAUGCUCACAGCAGCAGCUUUCUGACAUCAUCAGGAUGACGUCAUUCUUUCCUCUCGCUUUAAUUUCUGUUUUGCGUCUAAUUCGUCUGAGCAGAGGCCGCCCCUCGAGUAUUGACUAGGGCGUGAAAAAAGAAAGUGCUUUUAUUCCUUUGCGUCGCAAAUGUGCCACUCGGUGUCUGUUCAGAUUGUUUUAAUUUAUUUGAGUGAGGGUCAAUGCCAAAUUCAAGAAUUAUUUAUAUGGAGAUCUCUAUAUACAUAUAUAUAAAUAAAUGAACAUAUAUAUUAUAUAUAUAUAUUAGAUAUGAUGUCUAGUUAAAUUGUUUGUUAGAGGCUUUUUUCUUCUUCUAUUUUUUGCACUUAUGUUGUCGGUCCAGAAGCAAAAUUUAUUUUUGCUCCUUUUUUUUUUAACUGUAGCUCGCCAACCAACCAUACUGUGUGUGUGUGUUCUCUCUGGUCUUUUUUUUCUUUUUGUAUUUCUAUUGUACUGUUGAACUUAUAGCGACGAUGACGCGGUUGUUACUCGGCUCCUUUAAUACUGUUUUAUAGUAUGUGUACCAAUAAAUGACAGUGGAACAUGGGA
Messenger RNA from Syngnathus typhle (broad-nosed pipefish), 7071 nucleotides. RefSeq names its product 1-phosphatidylinositol 4,5-bisphosphate phosphodiesterase beta-4-like. NCBI's taxonomy places the organism in Eukaryota, Metazoa, Chordata, Actinopteri, Syngnathiformes, Syngnathidae. The transcript has 41 exons. The record is from RefSeq and is a predicted model, not a curated record. Gene Ontology annotation, molecular function: calcium ion binding; phosphatidylinositol-4,5-bisphosphate phospholipase C activity. Gene Ontology annotation, biological process: lipid metabolic process; phosphatidylinositol-mediated signaling. Bases 1839 to 5558 code for a protein of 1239 amino acids.